AGUAAAUCUGGCUUUGGCCUAUACUGAACUAACUGAGGAGUUGGGCAAGCUACAGGCUCUGACCUCGAAACAGACAGAGAUAUUGCGAAAAGCCUCACAGGAGCCGGCAAGCCCAGUUCAGCGCCACUCUCCUGUCCCUCACCAGAGGCAUUCUCCUGUUCCACAGCGACAUUCCCCAAUCCAACAGCGGCAUUCCCCUAUUCAACAGCGUCAUUCUCCUAUUCCCCAGCGACGCUCCCCUGUUCUGCAGCGUCUCUCUCCGGACAUGCACCGUCGCUCACCUCUGCCUGAGCUCAGCAACGGCCCCGCAUCCUAUUCCUGCAGGCCCACUUCCCACCACUUGAGGGCCAGUUUCCAGGGAAGACGCAGUUACUCUGAAGUAGCCGAUCCGUCGGCUUAUCAACGGCCCCCGCGGUUCACUCUGGACCCGGUGUCCACUUUGCCGAAACCUCGACCAUAUGUCGACAGCUACCACAAGCAGCAGCAGCAGCAACAACAACAGCAACAUGGAGGAAGCCAACACAUGUUAGUUCAAAGACAGAGCUCUCAGUCCGGGGUUGGAGGUGAUGGGGGAUUGGCUGAAUCUCCUCGGCUGACCAGGGAGCUGUCUUUCCACCACUCGGAUGUUUCCCACUUGCAUUUUGAGCCUCAGCACAGCCCAGCACCUCUGCAUCCAUCUCCACAGCCUCCACAGUCCUCAGAGGAUGAGGAGGAAUGGUCCUGCCCUCAUCCCAUCAGUCCUCCACGAACACUGGGGAUGUCGAGCCCCUCAUCAAUCUCCAGAGGCCCCGCCUCUUGUUCUGCUUUCCCCAUUCCUUCCCAUCCCAACACCCUAAGCUGUCACCCACCUGGAUACCUGCACGCAGAGCAUGCCCAGUCUUGGCCAUCCAUCAAUCUGUGGAUGGAGACGGAGGAGGAGGGUGACGUCAGGAGCUGCCCACUGUGCCAGCUAAUCUUCCCUGUUGGUUACCCUGAUGAUGCCUUGAUCAAGCACAUUGACUCGCACCUGGAGAACAGCAAGAUCUGACACCCACAGCCACGCCAUGACCUUCUGUUGUUCCACAGUUACAUUCACUCUUUGAUCCCGGUAUUUUUAGCUGGGUGCCUUCAGACAGAAUGUAGGCGAUGCACCUGUGGCCAUUCUCACAAUUUGGCUCAUAUAUCUAUAUAUCUUGCUGCUUUUCAACAAAAUUCUUGAAAAAUUGUAACUUUCUUUUUUAAACACUGUUUGUCAGCAAUUACACGCACGAAACCAAACUGACUGAGCAUACUGCAAUACUCUCAUUUCAGCUUUUAACUACAGUUCCCAUGAUUAUUUGCAUUAUUUACACUUCAAUGUGGUCAUAUUAGACAUAUGGACAAUGGUUGCAUUAUUUGAAUUUCAGCACUUUAUAUAAGCACUUAAUAUCCAGUUUACCUUGAUCAAUAUUACUAACACGGAGGCAAAAAAGUAAAACCUUAUAGAUAUAAUUUAUUUUUUAAUACUCCAGGGUCUUACCCUUAAAUAUAUCUUAGUUUGGCAGGACUUCCCUUUAACACAACUGGAUUAUUUGUAAUUAUCUGUAAAUUCACAAUCACAUCUAUUUUGUUUGUCUUCCGGGCGUUUGGCUGUACAAAAAGAGACGAUUUUUAUUUAAAAUAUUCUUAAAGAAUUUCCUCUCAUAAUAUACAUAAUGAUUGCAGCUCUGUGCACACCGUUUUAGCCAACCACUAACAAAACACCAGUUACUGUUGUUUCUAAAGACUUGAUUUCCAUAGUACACUUAGACAGUGGAUGGUUUUGAUCAUUUUUGAUGUAAUUACUUAAGAAAAAUUGCUUUAACAAAAUAUAUUUGUUCUUCUGAUCACACCACAGAGCGCAAUCUGUUUUAUCAGUUCAAACUUUUUUUAAUGUACUGUAAAUGUAUACCUGUAUUUAAAGCCAAUUAUAUGUAUUAACCUGUAAAUUCAGCUAUAUAAUAUAGAUGUGCAUUUUUCAAGCUUGGAUAAGAGCAAAUGGAUUGCUGAAGAUUAAAAGAAAACUACUGGAACUGCUAAUUCAAGUUUUGUAUUGCUGUGAUAUAAAUGAUCACAGCACCCAGUUGAGUGUUUAAUUAGCUAAGUGUUUAAUCGUAUUACUAUUCCCUAUUCUUCCAGGUGUACCUUAUAUUAUAUGUUAAAGUCUUCUUUCUUGGUAUUUUCCCUGAUUCUGCAGACUUUGUGAAAAUGAGGGCACUGGAUCUGCUACUAACCCAAAUACAGAGGAGCUAAAAUAGGAAAGUAGUGUGUCCAAAAUAAGAAGCUGUCUAUAAAAUAACUGGUUGGAGGUUUCAUUCAAUUGGCCAUCUAAUUUUAUGUGGCAAUUGCUAAUAUUCUGGAAAAAUGUCAUUCCAGAUGUUGUAAAUAUAUGAAUCGUCUAUGAUGUCACCAUUCAAAAUAGCCUACAUGAAAUACUAAAAAACAAAUACAACCAAAGACACAGCCUGCUUGUUUUUUCAUUUUUUUUUCACAUGAUGACCAAGUACCACUUAAGAAUAUUACACAGAAAUAUGGUGCAAUUGGCACACGUGGAAAAAAAAAAUUAAUGAAUAGUGUGCAGACGUGGACAGAUGCAGCUGAAGUGUAAAGACAGUUCAUUUCUGCAUAAUCACCCACAAGUUUCCAUAUCUAAAUAUAUAUAACUUGUCUUGCACCCUUGUCCAUGAACAUGCAGAGUAGAAGCAAAGUAAAACUUCAGCCACUAUUCACAAAGAUUCGCUCAGGAGUUAUUUAAAGAGCUAUUGUUGUUACCUUGCUCCUCAAGACAGUGUUUUUUGUUUUGUUUUUUUUCCGCAAAGGCAAAUUAGCAAACUAAAUGCUUUUCUGGAUGCUCCAAGUGUAUGAUCUCUCUUUUGCCCUGUAGUUUGUUGUGUGGUUUUAUUUGUGAUAUUCUUUAAUAUUUGUGAAUAUGGCUCCUUGACCAUACACAACUAACUUCCACUGGGACAAUGUGAGAACUCGACAAAUCUAUUGAAGAGCCAAGAGGACACUGAUGGGGUAGAGAUAUUUUGUCAUACCAACAAGGUACUUUAAAGAAAGAAAUAGAAAAAAGACGUGAAA
Messenger RNA from Sinocyclocheilus grahami, 3078 nucleotides. Its product is annotated as TANK-binding kinase 1-binding protein 1-like. NCBI's taxonomy places the organism in Eukaryota, Metazoa, Chordata, Actinopteri, Cypriniformes, Cyprinidae. Gene Ontology annotation, cellular component: cytoplasm. The annotation marks the transcript as partial. The transcript is spliced from 3 exons. The record is from RefSeq and is a predicted model, not a curated record.